AUGCUGCUGGGUGCUGCCGACAAGCUCUUGCCCCGGGAGAGGCUCCCCUUCAAAAUUCCAGCGGGGGACUCCGCGACGCAAAGGCGCAGCGAGGGAGAGAAGAUGGCCGACCACUCCUUUGUCGAGGACCCCACCUCGGCCUCGAAUUCUCCCAAGCUCAGCACAACUGCUAUGCCUCUCUCUCAAGAGUCCGACGAAGAGGACGACGCUGCCACUUUUCAGAGCGCCAGCCCACAGUCAGAGGAAGGGCAACCCGAUCUGACUUCCAAGAGCACACCCAACGGAGAGGAGGAGGAAGAAGACCAAGAGGGCCUGCUCCCCCGAGACAUGCCCAAAAAGACGGCCUUCUACGACCCGGUGGCGGAGCGCCAGAUGACACAGCAUGACGCGAAACUCUUCUACCAGCGCAGCCAGCUCGACCAGCAGAAAGGAGGCGGCCAGCCCUGGGGCUCCUCCGUGUACGAUGGCAGCAUCCAUGGUAGUCCGGUCAUUUCCCACGGAGUAGGGGCGCCCCUCGAAAGGACGCUCGGCUCCUCGUAUGACCUCCCGGCCGCCGCGUGGCCUCAGAAUGGCUCGCCAACUGGCGGUGAGAGUGUCUACGGUAGUGCCUCUAAGAAGGACACCACCCACUUCACAAUGCCCAGCAACCGCAGUCACCCUGAGAGCCAUUCGGAGUUUCAUAGGGUGCCCAGUGGACUAGGUGUCAGCGCCCAGGAUGCUGUCUACCAGGCUCAGUUGGAAAUGAGCACAGGCGCUCCCCAUGGGAUUGGUAGUGCCUCUUAUGUCGGGGCAGACGCUUCGGUCACGGCCGAGCUCAGCAGCAUCCUGAAGAAUGUCCAGAAGAUCCUCGACAUCCGUCACAAGUACAUUCGCCUGUCCCUCCAAGGGCCGACAGAUAAUCCCAGGGACGAUCCCAACUGGUCCAUCUACCCACCUCCGCCCCAGCCAGUCUGGGUGGGCGAUUCAGAGAGGGCCGUGAACGGAAGUAAUGCGCCAAAUAGCAUGACAAACAGCACGACUCUGCCAGCUGAUCAGACGCAAACUGAGACUCCCAAGAAGAGGCGGAAGCUUGGCGAGGACAUCGGCUCGGACUUUGACAUGGCUGAUCUCGAGCCCCUGCCUGGCGCGAGUGAGAUGACCUUCGGGCUCGAUGACAAUGGAGUAUUUCAGGUCUUUGAGAACGAGGCAGCGGAAGCAGCGGACACGCCCGCGGUCAACGUUCCAACUAUUAAAGAAUACUACAUCGACCUCGACGUGAUCCUGUCAGUGUCGUCUGACGGCCCAUCCAAGAGCUUUGCCUUUCGCCGGCUGCAGUACUUGGAGGGGAAAUAUAACCUCUACGCCCUCUUGAACGAAUAUCAAGAGACGGCAGACACCAAAAAGGUGCCGCAUCGUGAUUUCUACAAUGUUCGAAAGGUCGAUACCCACGUGCACCACUCCGCAUGCAUGAACCAGAAGCAUCUCCUUCGCUUCAUUAAGAGCAAAAUGAAGAAGUCCCCAGACGAGGUGGUGCUGCACAGAGAUGGCAAGUAUCUCACGCUGCGAGAGGUGUUCGAGAGUAUCAACUUGACAGCAUACGACCUCAGUAUUGACACCCUUGAUAUGCACGCCCACACCGAUUCGUUCCAUCGGUUCGACAAAUUCAAUCUGAAAUACAACCCAAUCGGAGAAUCUCGUCUGCGUACCAUCUUCCUCAAGACAGACAACCUGAUCAAGGGCCGCUACCUGGCAGAAAUCACCAAGGAGGUGAUCGCGGAUCUGGAGUCAAGCAAGUACCAAGUCGUCGAGUGGCGCAUCUCGAUCUAUGGCCGGUCGAUGGACGAGUGGGACAAGCUCGCGGCCUGGGUCGUCGACAACAAGCUCUUCUCACACAACGUCCGCUGGCUCAUCCAGAUCCCUCGCCUGUACGACGUGUACAAGGCGAGCGGUACAAUGGAGACAUUUGAGCAGAUCGUCAAGAACAUCUUCCAGCCGCUUUUCGAGGUCACCAAAGACCCUCAGAGCCACCCCAAACUUCACGUCUUCCUUCAGAGGGUUGUCGGCAUCGACAGCGUCGAUGACGAGAGCAAGGUCGAGCGACGCCUUUUCAGGAAGUACCCUGUUCCCAGAGUUUGGGACACGAAGCAGAACCCACCCUACAGUUACUGGAUCUACUACAUUUUCGCCAACCUCACCUCACUCAAUUUCUGGAGGAAGCAGCGUGGCUUCAACACGUUCGUCCUCCGGCCACACUGCGGUGAGGCUGGUGACGUCGAACAUCUCGCCGUGGCCGCCCAAUGUGCUCACAGCAUCAGUCACGGUCUGCUGCUGCGGAAGGUGCCCCUGCUGCAGUACAUCUUCUACCUCGAGCAGAUCGGCGUGGCAAUGUCUCCGCUCAGCAACAAUGCGCUGUUCCUGGCACUGGAGCGAAACCCAUUUUACCAAUAUUUCAAGCGUGGCCUCAACGUGUCCCUCUCCACGGAUGACCCUCUCCAGUUUGCCUACACCAAGGAGCCGUUGAUGGAGGAAUAUGCUGUGGCGGCGCAGAUCUACAAGCUCAGCCCAAUUGACAUGUGCGAGCUCGCAAAGAACUCUGUCAAACAAAGCGGCUAUGAGCAUUCGAUCAAGCAGCACUGGCUUGGCCCCAACUUCUUGAGGCCUGGGUUCAGGGGCAAUACCAUGGUCAAGACGAAUGUGCCUGACAGGAGGGAGGAAUUCAGAUACCGCACUUUGCUUGAGGAGCAGCAGAUGGUUGAGAUGUACACCUCGUACGCCGCAGACCCACCGGCCGACUCCGUUACGGCCGCGCCCAGCGGUACUGGGUCUGCCGUUCCCAAGUCGCCCGCGGCGAUCAAGACCGGCCUCAACGUCGACGUGCAAACGCCAGUGCACCCUCAGUCAAAGAGGGCGGCGCCAACGUCGUCGCCCGCGGUGGCACCUGUGCAGCCGAACGUGACUUCUACGCCGCCCGGCCCCGGUACCGUACAGCCCUCGACCUCGUGGCCGAUAGACGGGAUGAAGGAUGCGCACCUAUCGGGGAGCGAGCCGCGGAUCUUUCCGGGCAUGAUCAGCAGGAGGCAGAGGACGAACAGUCUCCGACAGGGGUCGACGAACGAGGCGGACGGCACGGCGAAGAGAGUGAUUUCUAGCAACAUGGAGGAGGUCGAUGAAGAUGCCGUUCUGGAGUCGAAGGAGUGA
Messenger RNA from Diaporthe amygdali, 3177 nucleotides. RefSeq lists its product as uncharacterized. The transcript has 4 exons. The record is from RefSeq and is a predicted model, not a curated record. Gene Ontology annotation, cellular component: cytosol. NCBI's taxonomy places the organism in Eukaryota, Fungi, Ascomycota, Sordariomycetes, Diaporthales, Diaporthaceae. Gene Ontology annotation, biological process: IMP salvage; AMP metabolic process. The coding region runs from base 1 to 3177 and encodes 1058 amino acids. Gene Ontology annotation, molecular function: AMP deaminase activity.